Messenger RNA from Arabidopsis thaliana (thale cress), 387 nucleotides. RefSeq names its product LOB domain-containing protein 9 (gene LBD9). NCBI's taxonomy places the organism in Eukaryota, Viridiplantae, Streptophyta, Magnoliopsida, Brassicales, Brassicaceae. Gene Ontology annotation, biological process: positive regulation of DNA-templated transcription. The transcript has 2 exons. The record is from RefSeq and is marked reviewed. Bases 12 to 386 code for a protein of 124 amino acids.
AAAUUAUUGUUAUGGAUGUCUCGAGAGUCAAUGUUAAACGUGCUCCUUGUGCUCUAUGCACCACCAAAAACAAACGCUGUCCCAAAAAAUGUGAUUUUGCACCAUAUUUUCCUGCCGAAAGAAAAGGUGAAUAUGAAAAUGCACAUAAGUUAUUUGGUACGUCAAAUAUUAUUAAGAUGAUGAGGUUCGCGUCCAAAGACAAACAAAGAGACAUGUUGGCAUCGUCCAUACUCAUGGAAGGUGACGCUUGGAAAAAAGAUCCAGCGAGAGGUGGAUUUGGAAUGAUCCAAAAAUUAAAGUGGCAAAUUGAAUUACGCAAAAUCUACCUCAAUGAACUAAAGGAGAAGAUUAAAGUUGAAAAAGAAAAAACAGAGCUCCGUCUUUAAA